Messenger RNA from Brenthis ino (lesser marbled fritillary), 3375 nucleotides. The record is from the annotation of a GenBank genome assembly. Lineage: Eukaryota; Metazoa; Arthropoda; Insecta; Lepidoptera; Nymphalidae.
AUGGAUACAGUAUUUAUGAAACCAGUACAACCACACGUAUUCAAAGCUUUAAAAGACGUGGAUAUACAAACACUUAUUAAAUGUUCAACAGAUGAAAUAAGGCCUAUAAUACCGUGCCUUGUACGUAUGGCACUUAUAGCACCAUUAGACGUAACAAGAUACUGUGCAGAAGCUAAAAAAGAUAUUCUAACACUUUUGUCAGGAAUUGAUUUAGUGAAUUUUAUUGUAUCCCUUCUCUCUAUUGAAUUCCAUGCUCUAGAGGUUGAUCUUAAAAAAGAACAGCAAAUGCGGCAAAAAAGUGGCUCACAGACUACAGAAUCCUUUCUAAUACAAAAUAUUGUAAAUGGAAUAGCAAAUGACUUUGAACAAUCAGAUUCAGCAAGGAGAGUUCGUCUUGUCCUAUCAGAAUUAUUACAAAUGCAAGCACAGCUUGCAGAGUAUAAUCAAAGUAAAAAUAUUACAAAUGGUGAAGCACCUGUUAAACCUUCAGAACUAUUUGAUAAUGAAGUGUAUCUUGAAGAAAUUACAGAUGUUAUAUGUAUUAGCCUUGCAGAGUUACCAAAUUUACUUAAUAUUUGUGACAUAGUUGAAGUACUCCUUCAUGUAAAUAAAGGCCCUAUAAUAAUCUCAUGGGUUGUAGCAAAUAUGCCUGACACUUUAUUAGAUGUGGCCGAAUCACUUGUACUAAAUGCGGAGAGGAGUGAAGAAGGUGGUAUCAGAGCUAAAACUCUUUCAACAUUAUGUGAUGCUUGUCCAUAUAUAGCAGCAGCAGUUAGAGCUAAAGCUGUUUCUGCUUCACGGUUGCCAUGUUUAGUCAUAAAUCUUACUUUGACCCAUCAUCAGGAAGACUUGGUAUCUUUCAUAUCUGGACUUUUACUAGGCUCAGAUCAAACUUCCAGAGCAUGGUUUGCAACAUUUCUACGUAACUCACAUAAAAGAGGAAAAGGAGAUGGACAUUCAACUUUAAUAAAAUUACGUCAUGAACUCUUAAAUAGACUAAAAGAAGCAAUUGCUGGAGUUGAGGCCUCAGCUUUACUCAGAUUGUACUGUGCCUUAAGAGGCAUAGCUGGAAUUAAAUUUCAAGAUGAUGAAGUAUCAGGGCUUCUUAGAUUGGUCACUCAAAAGCCACCCCCAACACCAGCAGGUGUUCGGUUUGUUUCUCUCAGUCUUUGUAUGAUUUUAGCAUGUCCAUCUCUUAUGGCUGCUCCAGAACAUGAAAAGAAAGCUAUUGAAUGGGUACAAUGGCUUGUUAAAGAAGAAGCAUAUUUUGAAAGUAAUUCUGGAGUUACAGCAUCUUUUGGAGAAAUGUUACUACUAAUAGCUAUUCAUUUUCAUUCUGGACAAUUGGCAGCUGUUGGUGAACUAGUAUGUGCUACAUUAGGAAUGCGUGUGCCAGUCCGUCCUAAUGGAUUAGCACGAAUAAAACAAGCAUUUACUCAAGAAAUAUUCACUGAACAGGUUGUUACAUCACAUGCUGUCAAAGUACCAGUAACAGCAAAUUUAAACAGUAAUAUUACGGGAUAUUUACCCGUUCAUUGCAUUCAUCAAUUACUUAAAUCUCGAGCGUUUUCUAAACAUAAAGUUCCAAUAAAGAAUUGGAUAUACAAACAAAUAUGCAAUUGUACGGCUCCUCUACAUCCCGUCAUGCCUGCACUUGUUGAGGUUUAUGUUAACUCGAUUCUCGUUAUCAAUAACAAAGGCUCCAAUGAAUACUUUAACAAGCCUAUUACUGAAGAGGAGAUACGGCAAGUAUUCAGAAAUUCUAUAUUUGGCGUAAACUUCGACUCUCAAAUUAAACCAUUUACACCUAUGGAGACUGACGACGAAACAUCAAUCGAUGUGAACAUACAAAAACCGACUUUAGCCUCACAGUUGCUACUUAUAUAUUAUCUACUUCUCUAUGAAGAUGUCAGACUUGCAAAUUCUGCAACUCUCAUAGCAAAUGGGAGAAAAAUUAAAAGCUAUUCAACAGCUUUCUUAUCUGAAUUGCCGAUCAAAUACCUACUGCACCAGGCACAAAAGGAUCAAAUGAGCUACGGCGGUCUUUUUAGUCCACUACUUCGAUUGCUUGCUACACAUUUUCCGCAACUUUCCCUUGUAGACGAUUGGAUGGACGACCAAGUGUUUGGGGAUACGUGUCGUCACCAGGUCGACGUUAAUAUUUCCGAAACAUCAAUUGAUGAAGCUUUUCAAAGCAUCGAAGGGAAUCCAUACAAAACUGGUAAGAUUUUAAAAGCCAUGCUAAACAAGAACCCUACAGAUAUUUGGCCAUUUGCAGAGAUAUUUGUUAGAAAUGUGAAAAGUGUUCUUGGAGAUCAAGUACCGAGACAUAUUCAAGAACUUUAUCGCGAAGUUUGGCUUAGACUUAACACAGUUCUACCUCGCUGUCUGUGGAUAAUGACUAUAAAUGCUUUACUCGAUAUUAAUAAUGGAAACGCACGGAAUGUUACAAUCACUCAAGAAAAUGUUUUAGUAGAUCCCUUGCAAGUACUCCGUUGCGAUAUCAGAGUGUUUAGAUGUGGCCCCAUACUUAAAAUAAUUCUUCGAAUAUUAGAAGCUAGUUUAGCUGCUUCUCGAAGCCAAUUGAGUCGUCACUUGUUAGACAAGCCACUACUAGAAAAGAGUGGUCAAUUAACAUGUGAUUCUGAAAGGGAAGAAUUAAAAAACGCCUUAGUGGCCGCACAAGAAAGCGCGGCACUUCAAAUUCUCCUGGAAGCUUGUCUAGAAACAGAAGAGGAUCAGCUAAAACCAGAGUUGAUGUGGUCGUUACGAGAAGUCAGGAGUAUUAUUUGUUCAUUUUUGCAUCAAAUAUUUAUCGCCGAACCAUCUUUAGCUAAACUGGUGCAUUUCCAAGGGUAUCCUAGAGAACUCUUACAUGUCACCGUCCAGGGAAUACCAUCAAUGCACAUUUGCUUAGACUUCAUUCCAGAACUGUUGAGUCAAGCUUCACUAGAAAAGCAAAUAUUCGCAGUUGAUUUAGUAUCUCAUUUAUCAAUUCAAUAUGCUUUACCUAAAGCAAUGUCUAUCGCAAGGCUAUGUGUGAACACCCUGUCUACUUUGCUAUCAGUACUCCCGAGUGAUUUACGCCUGGAGCUCUUUCAACCAGUCCUCAAGUCAUUUGUAAGAAUUUGUACGGCAUUUCCUUCUCUCCUCGAAGAUAUCACAUCACUGUUGCUGCAAUUAGGCAGAAUAUGCGAGUCUCAAGUAUCUCUUGGACACUGUUGGAAUGAUGCGAAUAUAUUGGGAGAAGCGGCAUACGUACAGGCGGAUGCUCAAAGCGACAGUAAAGUAUUAGUUGCAGAAGUUCUAUGUAGAGAUAUCAGAGAAACAAUGUCCGAAAUAAUUGAAAAGGCUCUUUUAAAUGAUAAGCUAUAU